GAACCCCGCCUAGAAUUCCCCAAUGAGGGGCUGGGGGCGUGGCUCAGGGGUGGAGCCCCGCCUAGAAUCCCCCAGUGAGGGGCUGGGGGCGUGGCUCAGGGGUGGAGCCCCGCCUAGAAUCCCCAGUGAGGGGCUGGGGGCGUGGCUCAGGGUGGAGCUCUGCCUAGAAUCCCCAAUGAGGGGCUGGGGCGUGGUUCAGGGGUGGAGCCCCGCCUAGAAUCCCCCAGUGAGGGGCUGGGGGCGUGGCUCAGGGGUGGAGCCCCGCCUAGAAUCCCCAGUGAGGGGCUGGGGGCGUGGUCAGGGGUGGAGCCCCGCCUAGAAUCCCCCAGUGAGGGGCUGGGGGCGUGGCUCAAGGGUUGAGCCCCGCCUAGAAUCCCCAGUGAGGGGCUGGGGGCGUGGCUCAGGGGUGGAGCCCUGCCUAGAAUCCCCCAGUGAGGGGCUAGGGGCGUGGCUCAGGGGUGGAGCCCCGCCUAGGAUCCCCCAGUGAGGGGCUGGGGGCGUGGUCAGGGUGGAGCCCCUGCCUAGAAUCCCCAGUGAGGGGCUGGGGGCGUGGCUGAAAUGCAGAUCCUUUGCCUAGCAUCUAAAAAAUCAAAAAACAAAAAGCCCAAGGAAAUCAGCCCUGAGUGGUUUCAGUUGAGUGAGCUGGUGUAUGGAAGGAUAGAGCGCUCGUGCAAGCUUCCAUUCUGCGGACUUGGUGAGGCCUUCAAACGUGAAAAGAAGGGAGCAGACUCUGAGCAGAGCAGUGGCAAGUGCGGAGAUGGAGAUGGAGAGGCGGGUGGGCUGCACAAGAUCUGGGGCCUUAGGGGUUGUGGGACACAGGAGCAUCUUCUUCCUACAGCACCUGGACCAGAGUGCCGCUAAACAAAUCAGAUCCAUCCUGUUCCAGUGCAGGGGCGAGAAGCUGAGGCCUGUGUGGCCGCCGGCGCAGUGGUUCUGCUGCCCUCUGGUGGGGACUGCAACUACCUGGUUCCGCAACAGUGCCUCCUCCAUUUCCUUCAGGGAGGGCCCAGCACAAGAUAAAAAAACAUGGAGCGCCUCAGUCCCCAACUGAGGCUCACGCAGCCUGUGAAGGUGGGGUAUCCCGGGCUGUUUGCUCUCAGUGAACAGGAGGCGAGCCCCACCCCCCGGGCUUUGUUUAUCCAUCUGUAAAUCCGGGACGCACAGAACAAAAUGUUCUUUGAGCUCCGAAUCUCCCCAGAUGAUGCCAGCCUCAUGGAUUCUGUUGGCGGGCGCCGAAAGGAAGCGAGUCCCUGUCACGGGUACGCAAGCCCACUCCAAUGUACUCGGGUUAGAAGUCUAUAGAGAGCAGGAUGCCCACAGAUCCACGCCCAGGCUGCCCACAGAUCCACAGCCAGGCUGCCCACAGAUCCACGCCCAGGCUGCCCACAGAUCCACGGCCAGGCUGCCCACAGAUCCACACCCACGAUGCCCACAGAUCCACGGCCAGGAUGCCCACAGAUCCACGGCCAGGCUGCCCACAGAUCCACGGCCAGGCUGCCCACAGAUCCACACCCACGAUGCCCACAGAUCCACGGCCAGGAUGCCCACAGAUCCACGGCCAGGAUGCCCACAGAUCCACACCCACGAUGCCCACAGAUCCACGCCCACGAUGCCCACAGAUCCACGCCCAGGAUGCCCACAGAUCCACGCCCAGGAUGCCCACAGAUCCACACCCACGAUGCCCACAGAUCCACGGCCAGGAUGCCCACAGAUCCACGCCCAGGAUGCCCACAGAUCCACACCCAGGAUGCCCACAGAUCCACACCCAGGAUGCCCACAGAUCCACGCCCAGGCUGCCCACAGAUCCACGGCCAGGAUGCCCACAGAUCCACGGCCAGGAUACCCACAGAUCCACGGCCAGGCUGCCCACAGAUCCACGGCCAGGCUGCCCACAGAUCCACACCCAGGAUGCCCACAGAUCCCCCGCCAGGCUGCCCACAGAUCCACGCCCACGAUGCCCACAGAUCCACGGCCAGGAUGCCCACAGAUCCACGGCCAGCCCCUGUCUCAGCCUCCCAGGCACUGGGAAAAGGACUUUAAAAUGUAACCCACAGGCUGGGCCUCAGUUUCUAGGCCUCUGCCUAGCUUGCAGGAAGGCCUGGGCUCCAUGCCUAGCUCCCCAUAAACCAGCGUCAGCGUGUUCCGGGGCGGGGACAGGGUGGCUGGCCCCUUUGGCAGUGCAGAAGCUCCUGGAGCCCCACGGCUCCCCGUGGACCUGAUGGGGCUGCGGGGGACCAGCCUGCACAUCCUCAUCUUCCUCCCGCUUUGCCGGCUGAGUGCCUCCUGCAGAGCUGGCAGCUGCUGCUUUGAGAAGCUGCCGCUGCCCCCAGAUGGAGCCUCAGGCUCCUUGUCAGGACCCAGGAACUUGAGCUGCUACAGGGUUUCCGGAGCCGAGUAUGAAUGCUCCUGGCAGUAUGACGGCUCUGAGGACAAUGUCACUCACUUCCUGAGGUGCUGCUUUGGAAGUGGGCGAUGCUGCUACUUCCCUGCAGGCCGGUCCAGGGCUGUGCAGUUCUCCGAGCAGGCUGGUGUCCCUGUGCUGUCCAAUGUCACGUUCUGGGUGGAGUCUCGGCUCGGCAACCGGACCCUGAAGUCUCUGGCGAUAUCCCUGUACCUGUUCCACUGGACCAAGGUCAGCCCUCCCCUGGGAGACAUCAAAGUGUCUCGUUCAGACGGCCAGUUACGCCUGGAUUGGAAUGUUUCCGAUGAGGUCCAGGCUGAGGUGCAGUUCAGACGCCGGACGCCCACCACAAAUUGGACAUUGGGUGACUGUGGACCCCAGAAUAACUCUGGCUUAGGUGUGAUUGAGGACAUUCAUGGCAGCAGUUCUGAGUCCUGCCUCUGCCCUUCGGAGAGCAUGGCCCAGGAAUUCCAGAUACGGCGGCGGCAGCGGCUCUCCUCGGGGGCCCCUGGGGGUCCCUGGAGCAGCUGGAGCAGCUCUGUGUGUGUUCCACCUGAACCCUUUCCCCAGCCUGAGGUCAAGUUCCUGGUGGAGCCCCUGGGCCAAGGUGGAAGGCGGAAUCUGACCAUGCAGGCGCAGGUGACCGGGCCAGCCUGGGCUGUGGUUGGCCGGGGCAGAGGAGAGCGGGCGUGGCAGAGGCCACAGGUUUUGGGGUCAACUCGAGGUUGGCUGGGCAUGGUGGCCAGCAGCUGUCACCACAGCACAGGGGAGGUGGCCGCAGGAGGGGGAGGCAUUCAAGGUCUCUGUCAGUACGGGAGCUGUGGAGGCGGUGUGAGCGGGGAGGGCGCGCCCCUGGCGUCCCGGGCUCUCCAGGCUGAGUCCCGGUCCCCAUGCCCGUCUCCUGCUCUGCAGGCCGCGCAGCCCGCUGUCCCCGAGGGUUGCCGGGGAGUCGGGCCUGGUGCGCAGGCGCAGCACUUGGUGCGCGUGCACAUGCUGUCUUGCACGUGUCAGAGGAAGACCUCGAAGACCGUGUCCCUGGGCAAGCCGCUGAAGCUCUCCGGGGCCGCCUACGACCUGGUAGUGGUCACCAAGACUCGCUUCGGCCUCAGCCCCAGCCAGACGUGGCACCUUCCUGCCCAAAAUGUCUCAGAGCUCCCCCCCGGGAUGAGGACCCCGAAUGUCAGCGUGGGAGACGACGGGACAUCCGUGCACUGGGCGGCCCAGGCCCCCGGCACCGCCUACUGCGUGGAGCGGCAGGCCCUGGGCCCGGGCAGGAGCCACGCCCACUGCGCCCUGAUUGGGCCGGCCGCCGGGGGCCCGGCCGCCACGGUGACGCACAGCUGGAGCUCAGGGCCCGGCCUGCACCAGGAGGGCUGUUACCACGUCGCUGUCUUCGCCUCCAAGAACCCAGAGAAGCCGUUGCUGUGGUCCACGGUGCUGUCCGGUUACUACUUCGGGGGUAACACUUCGGUGGCCGGGACCCCGCGCCAAGUGUCGGUGAGGAAGCGCAGCGGGGACUCGGUGUCCGUGGAGUGGACGCCGUCCCCGCUGGGCGGCUGCCCGGGGGUCCUGACUGGAUACGUCGUGCGCUGCGAGGCUGAGGACGGCGAGUGGGCGUCAGAGUGGCUCGUGCCGCCCGCGGAGACGCGAGUGACCCUCCGGGGACUGCGCGGCGGCGGCGCGUACAGGGUGCAGGUGCGGGCGGACACGGCGCGGCUCCCGGGCGCCUGGAGCCCCGCGCAGCGCUUCCCGCUCGAGGCGCGGAUGUCCCGGCUGGCCAUCGUUUUUGCGUCCCUGGGGAGCUUCGCCAGUGUCCUCCUCGUGGGCGGCCUCGGAUACGUGGGCUUGAACAGGGCCGCCUGGCGCUUGUGCCCACCCCUGCCCACGCCCUGUGCCAGCACGGCCGUGGAGCUCCCGGGCAGCCAGGGCAAGCAGGCCUGGCAGUGGCGCGGCCCCGCGGACUUCCCGGAGGUGGUGUGCCCGCGAGAGACGCUGGUGGUGGAGGAGGCCCGGGACUCGGACGACGCCGCUGCCGUCCCGGAGGCCGGGGGGCCGGGACUGCCGAGGCCGCAGAGGGCGAGCGGCUCACCGGAGGCCGCCCGGCGCCCGCAGGGUGCGACCCAGGCUGCGUGACGGCGCCCUCCCACCAGCCGCAGGCCUCUCCGGGGAGCCCCGAAACCGCCCACGGGGGGACACCGGGCUGAGGGGGCCUAGAAACCGCCCACGGGGGCCGUCAGGCGGAGAGGCGCGCUCGGGGCCGGGGCGCUGGACGGCGUCUGUGUCUAGAGCCCCGACGCAGGCGCCCGGGGCGGCAGGCCCAGGUCGGGGCGGUCGCACAGCCGGGCGGCGCGGAGCACUGACACUGAAUAAACGCGACCGACAGCCGGACGGGCCUGUGACCGCCGGCGCGCACGGUGA
Peromyscus californicus insignis is the source of this 4819-nucleotide messenger RNA. It is a transcript of the gene Il12rb1, whose product is annotated as interleukin 12 receptor subunit beta 1. The transcript is spliced from 18 exons. Gene Ontology annotation, molecular function: protein binding. Lineage: Eukaryota; Metazoa; Chordata; Mammalia; Rodentia; Cricetidae. The coding region runs from base 2219 to 4534 and encodes 771 amino acids. The record is from RefSeq and is a predicted model, not a curated record.